Callorhinchus milii (elephant shark) is the source of this 1304-nucleotide messenger RNA. RefSeq names its product BBSome interacting protein 1 (gene bbip1). Gene Ontology annotation, biological process: receptor localization to non-motile cilium; cilium assembly. Gene Ontology annotation, cellular component: BBSome. Bases 326 to 535 code for a protein of 69 amino acids. Lineage: Eukaryota; Metazoa; Chordata; Chondrichthyes; Chimaeriformes; Callorhinchidae. The record is from RefSeq and is a predicted model, not a curated record. The transcript is spliced from 2 exons.
CAUUCCAACAAUCCACCUCUGGGAUUUCCACGUCUACAUUAAGACUUUGCAUUUCCUGUUCUCAUUUUCUUUUAAAAAAAACGACGUUUCGGUGAAGAAAACUUUCCUGUCAAGUGCACGAAAUGAUCUUCGGUGGGGAGUACGACGGCCGCUUUAAAUGGAACGUCCCAAUACUAAUCCCCAUUGCAUUUCAUCUGAAGCCGUGUCGGGAUAUCUACAAAACGUUAUCAAUUCUUCCACAAAAGCUCAAAAAGAUUUACCAUUUCUAACAAAACUGUUUUGCUCACAGGUGGUUGAACGGCUAUUCUGUUGGUGACCGGUAAAUAUGCCAGAGGUAAAGUCCAUGUUUCGAGAGGUCCUUCCUAAACAAGGGCAGCUAUCCUUUGAGGACACUCCCACCAUGGUGCUCUGCAAACCAAAGCUGCUGCCACUUAAAUCCGUGACUCUGGAGAAGUUGGAGAAAAUGCAACGGGAAGCACAAGAGACAAUACGGCAACAGGAACUGGCACAGAGAGAGCAACAGAUUCAGGAAUGAUUCUUCUCCACUCCCCGCAUCCCUCUGGAAUAAUCGCUCUCGUAAAACUCUCGUCAAACGCUUGCAUACCGUUGUAGUUUCAAGUUCUAGAUUUUUCUAAUUUUAUUUGAGGAAUUUAAUGCUGGUACUUGGAAAUGGUUUCUUUUAUUUGGUGCCCAAUAUUGCACCAGAACAGAUAGGGCACUAAAAAAAGCCAGAGCAUUUUCUAUUCCCUAUUUUCAUUAUUCAUUCCCCAUCAUAUAAACAACUUGAAUUUAUAUAGUGCCCUUCAAUAGGGCCAUGUCUCGGUGCGCUUAUAAAAAUGCUGCUUAAGUAUCAGCGCUUUCAAUUUCAUAGAGUAAUUCUAAAUGAAUAAUUUACAUAACUUUAUCACUUCCCCCAAAAUAUUUUGGAUCAAAACCAACACUUACUGUGCAGUGCUCCGAGCUACUAUUCUGUGUCAGUGGUGCUCUACAAGUGCAAUUUGUCUAAGCUCAAAUAUGCAGUGGUUGAAGAAACAAAUACCACUAAAUACAGGCUUCAACAAAUCCCAUGGUUUCCACUCAGUGGAUUUAAUUGUUAUACCACAGGGGGUGUAUCCUUGUACAGUAGAUCCAAUCGUAGGAACUUGUAAGCUGAAUUAGUUAUUCUGUCAUGCUGAUUCAGAUACUAGAAGCGAGACAAGGCUAAUAUUAUAAAAGAUUUACUUGAAGUAAAGUUGUAUUUAUUUAGCAUGUUUAUAUUGUAUUACUAAUGUCAAUAAAAAAAAUAUACAAACUCCUGGCAGUAU